Astyanax mexicanus (Mexican tetra) is the source of this 1655-nucleotide messenger RNA. Its product is annotated as aldo-keto reductase family 1 member D1. NCBI's taxonomy places the organism in Eukaryota, Metazoa, Chordata, Actinopteri, Characiformes, Acestrorhamphidae. The coding region runs from base 88 to 1068 and encodes 326 amino acids. The record is from RefSeq and is a predicted model, not a curated record. Gene Ontology annotation, molecular function: Delta4-3-oxosteroid 5beta-reductase activity; aldose reductase (NADPH) activity. Gene Ontology annotation, cellular component: cytosol. The transcript has 9 exons. Gene Ontology annotation, biological process: bile acid biosynthetic process.
AGAGGGGGAGUUCUUUGCAGAACUGUUCUGUUCAGCAGCAGAAAGGGUUUCGUAAUCGUAGUUACAAGAACAAACUGCAGAAGGAACAUGGCUUUGACGGCUAAGAGUCACUCAGUCACAAUGAGUGAUGGGUUUAAAAUCCCACUCAUGGGGAUAGGGACAUAUGGGGAUCCAAGAACGACUCCUAAAGGAACAGCAUAUGAAUCAGUAAAGUAUGCCAUUGAAGUUGGAUACAGGCAUAUUGAUGGGGCAUUAGUGUAUUUCAACGAGCAUGAAGUGGGCCAAGCCAUCCGGGAGAAAAUUGCUGAUGGAACUGUCAAACGAGAGGACAUUUUCUACUGCGGGAAGCUAUGGAACACUUUCCACCCUCCGGAGCUUGUGAGACCAGCACUGGAGCGCACCCUCAAAACCCUGCAGCUGGACUACGUGGAUCUCUAUAUCAUUGAAAUGCCCAUGGCUUUCAAGCCAGGAGAUGUCUUCUACCCAAAAGAUGAGAAUGGGAAGUAUAUAUACCAUGAGACGGACCUCUGUGCAACAUGGGAAGCCUUGGAAGCUUGUAAGGACGCCGGCCUGGUCAAAUCACUUGGAGUGUCCAACUUCAAUAAGAGGCAACUUGAACUGAUCCUGAAUAAGCCUGGCCUAAAGCACAAACCUGUCUCGAAUCAGAUUGAGUGCCACCCGUACUUCACUCAGCCUAAAAUGAUGGAAUUCUGCAAGCAGCACAACAUCGUCAUUGUUGGAUACAGUCCUCUAGGAACAUCUAGAGAUCCAUUCUGGGUAAAUUUAAAGAGCCCUCCUUUGUUGGAGGAUGAGCUUCUGGUGUCUCUUGCCAACAAGUAUAAGAAGACGACAGCACAGGUGGCCCUGCGAUUCAAUGUCCAGCGAGGAGUCGUGGUCAUUCCCAAGAGCUUCAGUCUGAAGCGCAUUAAAGAGAACUUUGAGAUCUUUGACUUUUCUUUAACCGAUGAUGAAAUUAAGGCAAUAGAGGGGCUGAACAAGAAUGUCCGAUUUGUGGAGGUUCGCAUGUGGGAAGAUCAUCCAGAGUAUCCAUUCAAUGAAGACUAUUAGGCAUUUUGGGUUUUUACUGGAGCAGCAAACACUUCAGACAGCAGCACUGCCUCAUUUCAAUCUCAUCUGUUUUAUUAAAAGACGUAAUUAUGCUUAGUAUGUGCUUUGUAUGGAAGUUUAAAAAGGAUGAGUCAAACUCUAUUUUUCUACACCAUUAUCUUUACAUCAAUAACACAUUUUACCUGUGAUUUUGAAAACACAUGAUUAAAAAAACUGUUAUCAAGAAAACAUUUCUUAUAUAAAGGACAAUGACAAAAGAAAGUAACUCUUGCUUUUUCUAAAGUUGUGAGGUAAUAAACAGUUAAUUACUUUACUUACAAACAUGCUUUUUUGUAUUUGCCUUCAAAGUCAUCAUUAUUGUUACCAAAGGAAAGCUUACACGGGUUAAGCUGUAAGAGAUUGUGUGUUUUGGGCACAACUUGUCUAAACAGGGGCAGACCCAGUAAAUGUUCUGUCUGGGAUUGUUUCAAACUGACUGUGUGACUGUGGCACCAUGCCCUCAAUAAGCCUCCACUCUCUCUGCUGACUGUUGUUGUUACCUGUAUCUUAAAGCUGUGAAAGGUCUUAUUAAAUGUGAAUACACUUUA